Paramuricea clavata is the source of this 6757-nucleotide messenger RNA. NCBI's taxonomy places the organism in Eukaryota, Metazoa, Cnidaria, Anthozoa, Malacalcyonacea, Plexauridae. The record is from the annotation of a GenBank genome assembly.
AUGCCGAUUCCCGAAGGGAUGAAGUCGGUGCGAGGUAAGUUUAUUUGGAACUUAAUCAAAGUUUUGUGUUAUAGAAUAGACGUUCAUACAGGUUGUCAAAGCUAUACUUGCAGGUUUGGGCGGAUAAUUCAAGCAAUAAAAAAAUUGCAAAAGUAUUUCAAUUCUCUUACAAUAGAAUGAACUUUUGUAACUGUCUUUUACCUUGUGUGAAACAAGAUCUGUUUAUAAGAGAGAAAUUAAGUUUGGUUACUAGUUCGUUAGUAUGUAUAAAUAUUGGUUAACAAACAAUAUUUUCAUGUUAAGUUUAUAUUGAUUACUUAUCUAUCUGGAAAACGAAAUAUCACACUAUCUAAUGUUUUUAUCAUACAUUGUUUUUUAAAACAAGAAAAUACUAUGACACCUGGACUAAAUGCUUUCUAAAACUAACUCAGAAUGAAAUAAUUUCUGCGCUGCUUAAAACGACUUAAAUAUAAUGGAUGUUAAUCAACGAAUAAUACAAACCCAUUUCCGUGGUUAGUUUCGAGCCGUCGGACAACUGGAGUGUUCACAAAAUGAAAUGUUUGUGUUUUUCUAGAGCGGGUGAAGGUUGUGAAAGAGGAACCAGCCGAUGCUACAAAAAGUAAGAUUUCUCCACGUUCUUCUGAAUGAAAUAUUUUCUUAUUAAUUCAGAAUAGUCUGUGCUAUUGUCUCAUCUCAUUCUAAACUCUACAAGAUUUCAUGCACAGCUAACCGUAUAAAUCCAGUGUGAACAGAUGAAACCAGAUGAAUUUCCGUACAAAUGUCGUCCAGUUUCGUGUAAUAGGCCAUUUGCAUAACGUCAGAAAUAAGUCAAAAGAAUGGGUUACUGGAUGACAUGGAGAACAGUGGGAUUUUCAGAACAAUGAAAAGACAAUAGAAAAUUCUGAUCACUGGAUUGCAUAUUGCCAAGAUUUGUUUUUUGCUUCGCGCGAACGAAUUCGCGAAAUUUAAAAUAAAACUUGUUAUUUUCAGAGAAAUCGAUGCAAAGUGCAGGUCGUUUUGUGAUCGCCAACAAAAUAUGGCAGAAAUCGACAGUCACAAGGACAAGUGAUGUCGUCAUCAUUUUCCCGCCAAAAACUGAAGACUAUGUGGUCAUGUGGUUAUUAUCGCGCCUGCGAUCAAGAAUACCGGAAGUAGAAAUCCACGUGCGACAAAUGGCGGAUAAGCCUGCAUACGGGUUCUUUCUUACGUCAUCAAUCAAAGUAUUCAUGGAGAAAGCGGAGGAAAUGGGUUUGAGAAAGAAAUUGAAAGAUGGGGGAAUGGCGGAAUUUUCUGUGGAAAACCAGGAUGAGUUUCUGAAUAUUGAAGAUCCAGAGUUGUUUUUCACUUCAGGAGAUAGACAGAGUAUUGUAAUGGAAUUAGUCAAUAAUAUGAGAGCAGUGGAAGGAGAUGAGUUGGCUGGGAUUAAGUUUGUCCCCGGACAGACCAUAGGUAUAUACUUUCAUUCUUAACGUAGCUUAGCAAGCGAUGGUGGCAGGGGGGAGGGUGUAUGUUCAUAUAUUCGUGUUCUGCCCGACGGAUUUCUUUUGAAAGCGUUGUUUUUACGGUAUGUGAACAUGAAUAUCUGAAUAUAAUUAUCGUGUCUAGGAUCGGCCCAGGAUGGUGGUCAACCUCGAAAAUAUUGAUACUUAACCCCGGUCAAACAAGGAUGAGAGUCACGCGACCUUCGUUAACAGUUCUUAAUACUUUCUCAACAAUAUCAUGCAUUUAACACUUAUCAAACCUUUAUUUUGUCAAUCUAGACCCCUACAACAAUGCCUGACUGGCAACUCUCAUCCUCGCUUGACAAAUACAACUCUAAUCAAUUCUAUUUAUUUCGCUUUCACAACUGCAGAUUGACCAGCAUCUGCUGCACAAUAGUGCUUAGCAACCAGGUGAUCUCGUGUUCGUAUUUUAGCCAAUCAGCGCUCAGAAAGGGUUGUCCGAAUAGAAAUCCAUUUUCAUGUAUUCAGUCAAUUAUAUCUUUCGUUAUUCUUUAUGAAACUAGUUGAAAUUUUGUUAUUAUGUUUGGUUAUGAGAACUAUAGCUCUGACAAAAAUAUGGAAUCGAAAUAAAGUAUAUUACAGGAGAUAUUCAGUUGUUUUAAUCAUAAAAUGGAUUUCUAUUUGACAACUAGUGCCAGUACUUUUCCGCGUAUCAAGAUCAUCUGGAAGACAUGCCUACUGCAAUAUAUUACAUUAUCGUGUACUUUCAUCAUAGUUCCCAAACUGUUGGUUGAAGAAGUAAUUCAGCAGAUAUUUCCUCUCCAUGAUCAUGAUGAUUUAGCCAAACUUCGGAAGACUUGGGUCAAGGCAUUCUUUAAAAAACAGCCUCUAGGUAAGACAAUAGUAAAUACGUGAAUGCGAAUCAAAAUUAACAUUAUUCCUUAUUUCCUGUUAUGCGAAUACGAACGUGUACGCGCGCGAAAUUGUCCACGAAAAACGCAGCCUUUAAAUAGAGGUCCAGUCAGGGGUGGAAAAAAUAGGCGAACUCGCAGGGAAUGUUAAACAGCUACAGGUAAUUCGUUUCAAUGAAGAUUUGCUAUUGAAAAUUUGGGCGCAACAACAUAUGGUUGACAACAUAUGGUUGAAAUAUGGGCGCAACAACAUAUGGUUGACAGACAUUAUUCCCUGAAUUUAAAACCAUGGUCAGUUAUAUGUUUAUGCACAUGCAGAUUUAGCACAGGAAUUUUUUGUCUCCAGUUUGUGCUCCUAGGAAGAAAAUUAUUUUUUCCUGCCAUGGGUCCAGUGUUAUUUACAGUGGUUCACUUGUACUGCUGGAGGAAACCGGGGUACUGUAUCUGGGGAAAACCUGUGGUGUUGGGUAGAGUCAAUCUGAAAGCACUCCUCUCGCAUACGAUUGAAGUGAAUUUAAAACCUGCGGCCAGUUGUAUAAAGCUCUGAAGUACUUUUUAACCACUAUCUUUUUUAUACAACCGUCCCCAGACAAGUAGUUACUGUAUAAUCGAAUCCUGGACACGGAAGUGAAAAACACUUGAACUAACCACUGUCUCACGAAACCCCUUUUCAUCUAGAUGAUAUCCGUGAUUACUUCGGUGUGAAAAUAGCGAUGUAUUUUGGCUGGCUUGGACUCUACACAAAAUGGCUGUUUGCUCCUGCAAUAUUUGGUAUCAUUAUGUUUGUUCUCAUGAGCCGUGGUGAGGUCAUCCGUGAUUGGUGUAUGUUUAUAUUCAGUAUUUUUAAUAUCGUCUGGGCGACAUUGUAUCUCGAGGCGUGGAAACGAAAGUCGGCUGAGCUGGCGUACCGAUGGGGGACACUGGAUAUGCCAUCUGAGGCACUCAAAGAUCCGAGGGUUCUUUUCGAGGUAGUCAUGCAUGAUGACUCUGAGAUUUUAACGGCCGCAUUUCUUCACAGACAAAUAUCAGGGGCGGGUUGUUUAAAAGCUGGUUAGCUUAACCCUAGGUUAAUUAAGAAACUCAUCAAAGCAAUCCUCCCUACAGCUAGCUUCUUCAUAAACUUGGAAAUAUUUUCCCCGAAAUUUUCUCAUGACCAACACAAGUCUUAUUUUUCUGACGUUUUGAAAUGAACAGACGUGUAGAAACACACAAACUCAAACACGAGGUUAAAUUUCAACCCAGAGUUAACGCUAAUCGUGCUUUGAGCAACCGGCCCUAGAUGAAUAAGAGACGGAUCAUCUGUCACGAGUACAAAUCCAGCAUGAUUAAAAUAUUUCUCAUUCAGGGUGAAUGGAAACCAAGUCACAUUACUGGUAAAAUGGAACCAACUUACCCCUCGUGGAAACGGAAUUUAUUUAGAUACUGUGUCACCCUUCCCGCGAUCCUCACCUCGCUUGUCGUGGUAUUUCUCGUCAUGAUCUUGGUAUUCGAGUUCCAACGUUGGGUAGAUGGUAUGGAUAACCCUCCCAAAUGGCUCAAGUUCGCACCAAAGAUUGCACUCGCUGUUUCUAUUGGAAAGAUGGAUGAUAUUUAUAAGACUGUUGCUUACAAGCUAAAUGAUAAAGGUAAAAUAUUACAUACAGGCGUCAAGGAUUGGACAAACUUGGAAAUAUGAAAGAGCUUAAGCGGCGUUGACAACAUGGACGUCACACAUACAUUGUCGCGGGAACACUUCAUGCAAAAAUGUUAAGCCCUGGGCAAACACUAGGGAACAUUAGUGAGAAACAUAGGGAACAUCAAAUGUUUCUGAAUUCGCCUGGAAACAUUUUUGCUUCUCGGGAAGCAAAUUUUGUUUCCGCAACAAUGUUCCACGGGUGGGCAAACAGGGAAACAUUUGAGGAAACAUCGAGAAUCACAAAUGUUUCGACAACAAUGUUUCCUAGUUUGUCCAGGGCUUUAGCUCCCUAGAAUUACAGACUAAGGCCGCUUGGAACUGUAUAAACUUUGUACAACAAGGAUUCUGUCUAGAAAUCAAAAGAUACUGCUCGCAUCAACGAAUUAUUUUCUACAUUCACCUACCUGAAUGAAGUCUUCCCAAAGGAUUUACAUUUUCUUUUUCAUUGCAGAGAAUUAUCGGCUGGAUGAAACGUACGAAAAUCAUCUGAUUAUCAAACUUGUUUCUGUAAGUAUGUGAAUAAAAAUUGAUAAAACAAACACUCAUGGUAACUCAUUCUUAUUACAAAAUUAUUUUUUUUGUAGUUCCAAUUUUUCAACGCCUACCUGUCCUUAUUCUACAUUGCUUUCUCCUUGAUGAACUUCGAUAAACUAAAAACAGUGAGUUACAAUACUGAAGAGAUGAAAACAGUAACUUAAUAAAAAUAUGCAGUAACUUUACCUUCAUGUCCACAGUUUGCCUCGUCAUAGACGUAUAAGAUAUCUUCUAAUAUUCCUGUACAUCUACCAACUUUAUGUGAGUUCUUCGCAUCAUGACGAGUUUUCAUAUAUCAAGUUUUAUUCGCCAACAGUGACCACUUCUAAAAGCUGGUUUGCACUAUCAAAGUUUCUGUGACCACAGUAUAGGAAUUUUUCACAGGUAAAUACUAAGUUUUGAAGGAUUUGUAAGAAAUAUUUGAGCAAAGUGACUCACUGUUAAACACGGAGUAAGUAUGCAAAAUCCCUACUCUUAUCACAGAAACUUUGAUAGUGUAAAUCAGACUUAACCAACAGACUGAUGUUUCUAUACAUACAGCAACUUUUAUAUACCCUUCACAAGGCAGCUUUUGGUUACAUUUUUAUUGCUUAUCAAUUCUAACCAAAGCACUGACGCUAUUCUAUAUUUAGCAACUUGGCGCUCUGCUCAUUACGAAGCAAGUCAUCGGCAAUGUUAAGGAAGCUCUGGUUCCAUUUGUGAAACAAAAAGUGAAAGAAUUUAAGAAGAAGAAGGAUGAGGAGAAAAAGAGAAAAGAAGAAGAGAAGAAAGCAGGGAAUGCAAGCACAGCGAAACCAGACAAACCUGCUGAACUGGAAACAGCAAAGACAAAACAACCUGAGAUUGAGGCUGCAAUGCCUGUAUACGAGGUACGAUACCAUUUCUUGACUUAAUCUUACAUCUUAGUUUCUCCCGUUCCUUGUAGAAGAUCAGGAAUCGACAGCAUUCAGGAUCUUAGUAUCCUCCCACAUCAGAUCCACGGCCUUCAAGUCUGUGAACACUGUUCUCUUCUAGCUCAUCAGCGGUCUUCACUCCUCCCGGAGUAUAUUGUCCGGCGUUUCUCAGCUGGCGCUCUCGUGUGUCCCAGCAUUUUAGAUGCCGUUAUGAUUAUGAUUAGACGCCGAUGUUCUGCUUUCCUCAAUUCUUCUUUGUUGACUAAUGUGUUGACUUUUACUUCGCAGGAUACAUUUGAAGAUUACUUGGAGAUGUUUAUUCAGUUUGGUUACGUCGUGUUGUUCUCGGCCGCAUUUCCUCUCGCAGGCUUGUGUGCUUUACUCAACAACGUGGUCGAGAUACGGAGUGAUGCAUUCAAACUUUGCACCAAUCUUCAACGACCAUUUGGUGUGCGUGUAGAGAAUAUCGGAACAUGGCAGGUAACGUUCCUAUCUCUUGAUUACAUUCCAAUUGUACAUAACUACCUAAUUUCACUUAUGAAAUGGACAAAUCCAUGAGUAAGGAAGGAGUCAAUUAAUUGUUGGAAGAACUUAAUAAAUCUAAUGCCCCAGAAAUACAACUUACCAAAGUGGGAGGUUACAAAACUGGCAUGGUUCAACAUUAUGCGACAAAAAUUGCCCUGCAUCGUUUUUUUUUUACUUUUGUUCUAUUUCUUAAAUUACUAUUUACUGAAAUUCUCGUGUUCAGGAUGCGAUGGAACUGAUGGGUGUGAUUGCAGUGAUCGUCAAUCUCGCUCUGCUGGGUAUCGGAGGAUCAUUGACACGAAUGUUUCCCGGCAUGACUCCAGCACAGAGAAUCUUGCUUAUCAUUGUCAUUGAGGUAUGUUUCACUGAUCGUGGUCAGGACUAUUGACAAGAAAAUUAAACCUGCAUCUCUACUUUGUAGCACGUGGUGCUCGCCGUGAAGUUCGCAGUAUCGUACGCCAUUCCUGAUAUUCCUGAAUGGGUGGAAGACGAGAUUGCUAAAGUCGAGUACAAACGACGAGAAGCAGAAAAGGCCGAGAAGGUUUGUUUCGAUUUAGUUUCCUUUGUUUCAUUUUACAAAUUUGCCAUUAUUAAAGAUAUAAACUAACUAUAAAUUACACACAAUGGCUGGAAUGACCACACAGAGAUAAAAUCUCCAAUAACGGGGUUCCACGAAUUUAUUCACGGGUUUCCAUUUAUUUGUUCUAAUUCGUUUUAAUCAUAUUUAUUUAGCUUGCCCAGAGAAACAACGGUGGAGCGAAGUCACCAGUUUCUUAA